Amoebophrya sp. A25 is the source of this 310-nucleotide messenger RNA. The record is from the annotation of a GenBank genome assembly. NCBI's taxonomy places the organism in Eukaryota, Dinophyceae, Syndiniales, Amoebophryaceae.
AGGAUGAGGAGGUAGGAGAAGCCAAGAUUCAUUCUGAAGAAGAAGAUGAACAACCGGGGAAAGACGACGAUGGCCUUGAUGGUAAGCUUUUUGAAAUUGAAACACGUUUCCAUUUAUUUUAUCUUAGCAAGUUGAACUUGAAGUUGUGCACUGAGCACGAUUGUGUAAAAACAAAGACCCACUUCUUUUAGCUAUGAACACUCUGAAGAUUAUAAGUUAAUUAUCAAUUUUGAUCAGACUUUAUCGACGACGCAAACGCUGAUGACGACGAUGAUGAGGAUGUCGAUAUGGGAGACGCUUUUGAUACCGG